GGGUGGUAGAAUAGUCUUCCCGUGCCCUCUUUGACAGCUCGGUGCUCGACGUCAGGGGUACGGUGUACCCGUGUUGGUACUUGGCGACGUGUCAUCGACCAUUUAACUGUAUGUUAAUCAGUUUACACGCCAAGUGAACCAUUUGUUCUUGACCAAUAUGGUAUUUGGCACUAGUUCGCCUCCUUUUUUGAGCUAUCAAUGCUAUCUAACCAAAACGCAUUGCUAACGGCAAACUAGCAACUUGCUAGCUGGCUAGCAACAGGGAACCUCCCAGCAUUGUGGUGGCUAGCAAGCGUUAGCUGUCUGUGUGCCACCAGUUUGGUAACUACCUGAACAUUUUCUUUAUAUAUCUUUGCAUUGCCUUGCUCGACAGGGUGAGUGCGGUUAGCCCUGUGUGGGCCCCCUUGUAUUCGCCUGCUGCUUCGUGGUCAGUCUUGUUUUUCUUUACAGGCUAACGACAACAUUCAUUCUAUUGGAGACUUAGCUGUAGGUUAGCUAGCUGUCUCCAUUGUUUACAUGGAUACGAUCAGCUGAAGUGCUCUGUGGGCAUGUGGUCGUAACAAUACUGGAUCAACUACAGAACAGCCACUGUGGAAAUAUGGAAAUGGAGCUGGGAGGUAGCUAACGUUUAUCUACAUCUCCAAAAUGAGGAAGAUCGGGGCUCUAAGGGAGGCCAGCUGUGCCUGCUGGACUGUUUGACUCUGUGUGGGCGGUGGACAAAGGACAGGAGCUUGUUUGUCCAUGUUAAAGCUCAACCCGGUGGGAGACUACAUGAGGAGAAUAGGAAAUAAACUGUGCUGGGACCUGGUCCACACUUCUGGCACUGGGAUGAUGCUAAAGACCCUGCUGAUCACCAGUCUUCUUGGCUGGGUGAAAUGUCAAGAGAGCCAGAUCAUGACACAAGAGGAGAAGACUGUUAUCAGGGACCAGAUUCUUGAAAUGUUUGAUCACGCUUAUGGAAGUUACAUGAAAUAUGCCUAUCCAGCAGAUGAGCUGAUGCCUCUGAGCUGCAGGGGGAGAGUCCGUGGCCAGGAGCCCAACAGAGGGGACAUAGAUGACUCUUUGGGGAAGUUUUCUCUCACACUGAUUGACACCCUUGAUACCCUGGUGGUGCUAAACAAGCUUGAUGAGUUUGAGGAUGCAGUGAGGAAGGCCGUGAGUGAUGUCCGCCUGGACAACGAUGUGGUUGUGUCUGUGUUUGAGACCAACAUCAGAGUUUUAGGAGGGCUUUUGGGAGCCCACGUGAUGGCUGACUUGCUACGGCAGCGUGGGGAGAGGAUGCAGUGGUAUCGUGAUGAGCUCCUACACAUGGCCAAAGAGCUGGGUCAUCGAUUACUGCCUGCCUUUAACACCACAAGUGGCCUUCCUUACCCCAAGGUGAACCUUCGGUAUGGAGUCCUAAACCCACUUUCACGCACAGGCACUGAGUCGGACACCUGCACAGCAUGUGCUGGAACAAUGAUCCUGGAGUUUGCUGCCCUCAGCAGACUGUCAGGAGAGACUGUGUUUGAGGCAAAUGCAAGGAAGGCUCUGGACGUCCUCUGGGAGAGGAGACAGAGGGGAAGUGACUUGGUGGGGACUGUCAUCAAUAUCCAUAAUGAAGAAUGGGUCAGGAGGGACAGUGGAGUUGGUGCUGGUAUCGACUCAUACUAUGAGUAUCUGAUGAAGGCCUAUAUUCUACUAGGAGACAAUGUGUUUCUGGAUAGGUUCAACAUUCACUACAGUGCCAUUAUGAAGUACAUCAGUCAACCUCCCCUGCUGCUUAAUGUGCACAUGCACAACCCCACUGUGAGCGUGCGCAGCUGGAUGGACUCUCUCCUGGCGUUCUUUCCUGGCUUACAGGUUUUGAGAGGAGAUCUGAAACCAGCUAUUGAGACUCAUGAAAUGCUUUAUCAAGUCACCAAACAGCACAAGUUUCUUCCAGAGGCUUUUACCACAGAGUUUCGAGUUCACUGGGGCCAACACCUCCUGAGACCAGAGUUUGCAGAAAGCACCUACUACCUCUAUAAGGCCACUGGCGACCCCUACUACCUCAGAGUGGGACAGUCCAUUGUGGAAAAGCUCAAUGCCUACGCCAGGGUGCCUUGCGGUUUUGCUGCGGUGCAAGAUGUCCGCACGGGGACGCAUGAGGACAGGAUGGACUCCUUCUUUCUGGCUGAGAUGUUUAAAUACCUGUACCUGCUGUUUUCUGAGAAGAGUGAGCUUCCCAUCGAUAUUGACGACUACAUCUUCACCACGGAGGCUCAUCUUCUCCCUGUGUCUCUCUCCACUACCAAGCCACCUUGUCAAGGCAACAAUACGGAGACUGUUCCUGUCUCACAAGAAGAAGACCUGUUCACACACUCCUGCCCCAGCAUGGAGACCUUGUUCCCCAACAACCCUUCAUUCGCCAAAACCAUCCGGGACGGCUACAAGUACCUCACUGGGGUGGGACGAGCCUUCCACCCCUUACCUGUCAGGGAAAUUGAACUGCCACUUCAUGAUAACGGCAUGGAGCCAGUAGAGUUCCUGAAAAGCAUGGGCAUAUCUCUCACUCCGCUGAGCGAAGUCAUGGCGGGAGGCAGAAGUCAGAGGGAGCAUAAAGGAGUGUACCGGGUUAAACUUGUGGCAGAGGUAAACCAGACGCCCGAGGAGGAGGAGGUGGUGCCUCAUGUCGUUCAACUCAUCUCCCCCCCAUUUUUGGGCAGGACAGUCUUCACAGCAGGACCUGCCAAGUUUGGGAUGGACCUCACCAAGCAAGAGCACGGGGUGAAGGGCAGCAUAGUGAAAGCGUCUCCCUACACCGCAUGUGGGCUGAUAGAUAAUGCAGCACAGCUUAAAGGCCACAUCGCUCUGGCGCUGCGCGGUGACUGCAUGUUCGCUGCAAAGGCUCGUCGUCUGCAGGAGGCAGGAGCCAUAGGAGUCAUCUUUAUAGACCACCGUGAGGGAAGCAGUAGCGAGGAGACUCCCCUCUUCCAGAUGGUUGGAGAUGGGGACUCCACUGAUGACCUCAGCCUGCCUUUGGUCUUCCUGUUCAGCCGCGAGGGUGCCAUGCUCACAGCUGCUCUGGAGGAACAUCACAAUGUGGAUGUGCUGCUGCUGCCAAAGGAGAGGCAGCUGGGACAUGCCAAGACUGAAAGACCGGUCGGCAUGAACAUCAAACUCCGCCUGGCAGAGGAGGGUGAGCUGGAGGACGGAGCAGCCGGAGGGCCCACCUUGGAGUUUGUCUUGGAGAAAGAAGAGGUGCUUCUUAAGGAAGAGGAGGAGGAGUCGCAGCAGCCGUUCUGCACAAAGGCGGCAGAGAAUGACAGAACUGAACCGUGCUCAGCAGGUUCAUCUCAUACCACAAAUUCUGACAGCAGACCAGACACAAACCCUUGAUCACUGCUGGUCCCAAAGCUGUUAGUUUCCUAACACUGAUCCCUCGUCAGUUUCUGAAUGGCAUGUGCCUCAGAGCCCCUCACUGCCCCACACGGAGCCCUGACUGACCCAGACCGCAUGUUUACAACCAAUGAAGAAGAGUCGAGCCUCGUCCUGUCUUGACUUUGAAACCUAAAGAUGGUUAUGUAUUUAUCAGACAGAGAGUCAGAGUGGAGAUGUUAUUAAGUGUGGUGCAGGUCUCUCUGAAGUGAGGGAUCAUGAGACUAAACUAGAUAGUUCUAAGCCUGAAGCUGUAGUUUAAGAUGGCUGGGCUGGUGCUCCCCACACCUAGCCUGUAGUGUUGCUAUUGUAGGCACAUAAAAGGGGCCUGUGUAAUGAUAAUGACAUAGAUCAUUAACUAUAGAAUUUAAAAUGGCCUCAACGUAGAGGACAACAUGGCGAAAAUGUACCCACCUAGGUUUUUAUGCAAUGCAGUUUGUUUUAAAUGUAGAUUGCACCUUUUCACUUCAACAGCUACUGUUAAAAUAUUCAGAAACGGUGGAUUGGAAUAUUACCUGGCCAGUAGGUGGAGUUAGUAAGCUACCAUAACUCCCCUGUCCUCAGUAAUCUAAUGUUCACAGAUGAAGGAGGUGAACGGGGGCCAAUUUGGAGUUUAUUUUUAUUUUGUACUAGUAAGCAACUUCAGGGAAUUUUAAGAGUGAAUGCACUUUGCUGGGUUGACCCAUUUGGUGAGAUGUUUGUGUGUGUGUGAGGAUGUGUCCUGCAUUUUCUUUGUGCUAAAAUGUGUGUGUGUGUGUGUGUGUGUGUGUGUGUGUGUGUGUGUGUGUGUGUGUGUGUGUGUGUGUGUGUGUGUGUGUGUGUGUGUGUGUGUGUGUAAUAAUGUACGCUCAAGAAAAUCUCUCAGCUAAAACAUCAUUGCUGUUGGAUGAAACCCGAUUAAAAAAAAUCUUGAUGAUGAUGUUUCGAAAAAGGUUUGGAUUUUUUUAGGCUACUUUUUUCCUUUUUAAUCGUGUCAUCUUAAAAACAUUACAAAAAUAACCAAAGCAGGAUUUUUUUUUUUGCAACUGAAUUCUUCAUGUUACUCUGCUUAGGUCCAGAUGCAGCAUCACAGGUUGGUCUGCAGUCCCAGACUGCUAUGCACUUUGAAACACGGGUAUGAUCGUCUGUGGAAACAGAAAUGACCGUUCAGCUUGUCCUCGCAUUUGCUCCUUUGUGUGUGUUGCAAUAAGUAAUUUUAGUCACAGUUAUUUAUUUCCCCAAUGAUGCAGUGUUUCAUGUCCGUCUUAAAAUGUAUGGAACACUUGAUAUCCGUUAAGAUUGCUGGAGUGCACAAAGGUUUUUUGCCUUAACAGUCAAACUGGAAAGGCCAGUUGAAUCCUGGUGCGUUGUCUACAUAUGGUUGUAUUCAAUGAAAAUUGGAUGCAGUUUGAAUCCAGCGUUGUUGUCUCUCUUGUCAAAACUCAAAUGUACCUGCUGUGAAGUCUUUCACACUCUACUACACAAGCUAAACUAUAUUCUGGGCAUUUAUGUGUUUGAACAUUAUGCAGCGAUUCAAAGAAAGAUGCAUAACUGUUUUAAUCAGUUUAUUCACUUCUCACUAAUAAUUUGUUGCAUGAUUUUUAUCUUUUGUGGUACAUAAAAAUGUGAGCUUAUGUUUGUGUAGGGGGGGAAAAAACGCUCUUUGUGCCAGAGGAGUAUGUUUUCUUUUACGUCUGUACAGUGGACCUUUUUCCUGAUGCUGCUGAGUUAAAUUUGAAGUCUUAAUACUCCAACCUGACAUUUUAUUGUUUUUGUUAAGCCUACAUGAGGCUUUGCCAGCCGGUAUACCUCAGGACUGUGGACUGUGUUCUCUGUUCACACAGAGAAGAGGACCAUGGACAAGAAGUAGGGGAUACAUUUCAUUAUUUGUCAUGCUAUUUCAUUCAGUUUGUUCAAAGUGCCAAAAGUGAUGCACGACAUGGCUCCUGUCUCUGUUUCACAUCUUCUCUGUAUUUAGUUUCCGACUAUGAGCUGAGGCACUUCCGUCAAUAAAUUUCAAGUCACAACUGCA
Molecule: messenger RNA, 5410 nt
Organism: Acanthopagrus latus (yellowfin seabream)
Lineage: Eukaryota; Metazoa; Chordata; Actinopteri; Spariformes; Sparidae
Product: ER degradation-enhancing alpha-mannosidase-like protein 3
Exons: 20
Coding region: 742-3360 (872 amino acids)
Biological process (GO): endoplasmic reticulum mannose trimming; carbohydrate metabolic process; mannose trimming involved in glycoprotein ERAD pathway
Cellular component (GO): endoplasmic reticulum; membrane
Molecular function (GO): calcium ion binding; mannosyl-oligosaccharide 1,2-alpha-mannosidase activity
Source: RefSeq, a predicted model, not a curated record